This is a messenger RNA of Gregarina niphandrodes, 1809 nucleotides long. Its product is annotated as uridine phosphorylase. Gene Ontology annotation, biological process: uridine catabolic process. NCBI's taxonomy places the organism in Eukaryota, Apicomplexa, Conoidasida, Eugregarinorida, Gregarinidae. Bases 1 to 1809 code for a protein of 602 amino acids. The transcript has 4 exons. Gene Ontology annotation, cellular component: cytosol. Gene Ontology annotation, molecular function: uridine phosphorylase activity. The record is from RefSeq and is a predicted model, not a curated record.
AUGCCUCCUCGUGCCUGCCGCGCCAAGGAGGAUUUGCACAAUGACUUGUUGCGUAUGGAGGCGCGCAUGAAUGAGGUGACGCAUGCCGUGGGUGACCGAGAAGAGGAGAUGAUGAAGGCGAAGGAAGUGAACGAGGCCAAACUGGAGAGGCUGAAGGCGAAGUACUUGAAGGCGAUGGACCACCUGGAGUUCCUCGAGGCCGUACAGAGAGAGCACGACGCCUUGUGCGAGAAGUAUGGCGCGCUUGAGCUGGAGCACGCCGGGCUCCAAAAGCGGCUGGCGCAGGUCCAGGAAAUGCUCGACGCUGGCCGCGAAUUGAAUGGCCGCGACACGGCCGAGACGUCCGAGAGCCUCAAGACGGACAACCACCGACUUAAGAAGGAGCGUAACGUGCUCAAGGCCCAGCUAGAGCAAGCCGGGACCGAACUGGAACUGGCUCGUAGUGAGCUACAACGGCUCGUGGCUGAGCUGGAGACGGCCAAUAGUGAGCUGGAACGUCUCCGAAACGACCACCAGAAUCAACUCGAAGACCUGAAUACGGACGCGGAAACACUCAGGAAGGAGAUCAAUGGACUAAGGGAGGAAACCCGGUCGCUUAGGGAAGAGGCCAAUGGACUAAGGGAGGAGAACGACGAGCUGAGGUCCGCUCUCACUGAAUCUAAAACCAAGCUCCAAGACGUCACAGACGAACUCAGCCGCACCAAAAGCGAGCUCAAACAAAGCAAGGACCAGCUGUCCAAACUCAGUGCCGAAUACCAAAAUAAAGUCUCCGAAAUAAAGGGAAUCACUAAGGCUCUGCAAGACCCACCAGGAGACGGGAAGAUGCACAUUCACAUUCAUCAUCAUGAGCACCAACAUGUGCAUAACCACGACCAUAAACACUUCUACAAUGUGAAGGACAAGAGCAGCGUGGAGGACUUGUGCCGGUCCCCUACGGUGACGGGCAGGAUGUCGUACAUGACUGGAAAGGACUUGUUGUUGCUGCCAAAUGGCGCAACGUACCACCUAGGUGUGAAGGCCGGUGAGUUGGCGCCCCGUAUAAUCGUGGUGGGUGCGAAGAAGAGGGCUGAGGAGAUGUCCAAGUUGCUUGACAAGAUCGACACGGUGGUGGCGUCGGACCGGUUGAUGUUUACUUACACGGGGACGUACAAGGGUGUGGCUGUAUCGAUUGUGGCAAUUGGCAUGGGGGCUCCGAUGAUGGACUUCUUUGUGCGUGAAUCCAGCUUCGUGUGUCCCGGUCCGAUGGCUGUGAUUCGCGUGGGAACUUGUGGGUUGUUCAACCCGUCUCUUCCGCCUGGCACGAUUGUCGUGGCCGGGAAGGGCUCUACUCUGACUUACAUCAACCAGGCUGGCUUCACGGACGGCUUGAUUGACGGAACCAAAACGUCGCCAAGUCAACUCUACUACGUGACCAAGCCGGUGCUGCCGGAUCAAGCCCUGAGCGACAGGCUCUUGGCUGAGAUGAAGAAACUCGACUUGAAUGCCGUGAACGGGCUCAACAACGCGUCCGACACCUUCUUCGCCACCCAAGGCCGCCAGGACAGCCACUUCUACAACGGAGACAACAAAAAUAUACUCGAGGAAUUCGCCACACACGGAGUCGACUCCUGCGAAAUGGAGGCAUUCACCCUCUUCCAACUCGCCAGACAAAGAACUGUCGCUCCCCUGAAGGUCGCCGCGGCCCACAUCGGCAUACUCAGCAGAGUCAACCCUGCAAUGACGGAGAACAUCUCCACCAACCAACUACACGAAAAUGAAAGACUCUGCGGCAAAGCGGCUCUCGAAGCACUCAUAGCUACCGAGCUUUGA